Molecule: messenger RNA, 657 nt
Organism: Lichtheimia ornata
Lineage: Eukaryota; Fungi; Mucoromycota; Mucoromycetes; Mucorales; Lichtheimiaceae
Exons: 2
Coding region: 1-657 (218 amino acids)
Biological process (GO): regulation of transcription by RNA polymerase II
Cellular component (GO): nucleus
Molecular function (GO): RNA polymerase II transcription regulatory region sequence-specific DNA binding; DNA-binding transcription activator activity, RNA polymerase II-specific
Source: RefSeq, a predicted model, not a curated record
AUGUCACCAGUAAACUCAUUUCUUGAUCCCUUGAUUUUCGAUCUUCCCACUUCAAGUGGAUCUGGCCCUGUCGAUCAUACAAAAUUGUUAGAGGAACUUGAUCUUUGGACCAAUGCACAAUUUACCUUUGAUAUGCAACCCGGUACAGCUGUUCAAGAUAAGCCUACUACAACAACACCUUCACUACCACUGGAAAAUGAGCACGAUUUGUGGAAGUUUUUAUCUUUGGAUCCCACACAGCAUCAACAGCAAUCAUCAUCUACAACAUCACCAUCCUCUUCAUCCUUAUCAUCAUCACCCAUCACAACAUCCACCAUGCCAGUGCCACAACCUACCACAGUGUCACCUCGUGUACAUACCUCCACUACAACACAUCCCAAGAUCCUACCCAAAAGCAUUCCACAAAAACGAGAUCGUACCGAGGAAGAGAAGAGUAUUGAGGAAGACAAGCGACGUCGCAACACAGCUGCUAGUGCUCGUUUCCGUGCAAAGAAGAAAUUGCGUGAACAAGCCAUGGAACAAGCUGUCAAGGAGAUGAGUGAGAAAUCUGAAAAGCUUGAGGAACGUGUAAAGGACCUGGAACAUGAGAUCAAGUGGUUACGGUCACUGCUCAUUGAUAAGGACACCAUCUCAUCCUCCUCACCAUCAUCAUUAUAA